Molecule: messenger RNA, 521 nt
Organism: Dentiscutata erythropus
Lineage: Eukaryota; Fungi; Glomeromycota; Glomeromycetes; Diversisporales; Gigasporaceae
Source: the annotation of a GenBank genome assembly
UCAUUUAUGAUGAAAACGAGUAUGAUUUCAAAGAAUUGAAAAAUGAAGAAGAAGUUACAACCAUUGCAACCAGGUGUUUUUCAUUUGGUAGUGGUGGUAGAAAUGGUAGUGGAAGACACGGUAGAGGAAGGUGCUGUUUGAGACCUAGAGAUGGUGAAGUUGAAAUUAAGAUUAAUGAAAUCAUCACCAGUCAUGUAAACAUUAAAGUUGCUGAAAACAAAAAUGAUAUUCAAAAAUUAACUGCUAUCCUUGAUUAUAUUAUUGAUGAGGUAGAUGAAUGUCUUAAAUUACUUGGUGUUGAGUAUAAUGAUAAAGAUGGCUUGUUGGAAAAAUUAAAAAAAUUAGUAAAUGCCUCAUUUGCUUCUAACUUUGAUAAAAACAUGGAUAAAUUAACAGAAGCCUGUUAUGGAAAUAAAAAACAAGAAUUAAACAACGAUGUGAGAUAUAAGGAUAAAGCAUUUGUACCUAAACCUGAUAGUAAUUUCGGUCUUCCUAGUUAUGACCUUCCUUUUGAAGAAUAG